Molecule: messenger RNA, 2802 nt
Organism: Musca vetustissima
Lineage: Eukaryota; Metazoa; Arthropoda; Insecta; Diptera; Muscidae
Product: membrane alanyl aminopeptidase
Exons: 5
Coding region: 1-2802 (933 amino acids)
Biological process (GO): peptide catabolic process; proteolysis
Cellular component (GO): cytoplasm
Molecular function (GO): peptide binding; metalloaminopeptidase activity; zinc ion binding
Source: RefSeq, a predicted model, not a curated record
AUGAAGUUCGCUAUUGUAGCUGCCUUGUUGGCAGUUAGCUUGUGCCUGAGCACAGCUGCCCCUCUUGCCGAAGAGGUGGAACCAAUUGCUCCCUAUGCUGAAGAAAAUUAUCGUUUACCCACCAUCAUUACACCCAGUAACUACAAUAUUACCCUGAAACCCUAUUUGAUGGACAGCGACGGUGCAAAACAAUUCACUUUCGAUGGUGAAUGUUACAUUACCAUCAAGUCCAGUGUAAAUACCAACAACUUGGUAUUGCACAGCCGUAACUUGAAGUAUACAUUGCGUGAAUAUUAUGCUAAGAGUAAUCCAACACAAAAAUUCACCCUCCCCAAUGCCGAACCUAACACCGUCACCGAUAUUGUAACCUAUCAAUUGACCAAUCAAUUGGUUGCCGGUCAGGAAUAUGUUUUGCAUUUCAUCUAUACCGGUACCAUGGAUGAUGAUAUGCAUGGUUUCUAUCGCAGUUCCUAUGUUGAUCCCAAGGGUAACACUAAAUGGCUUGGUUCAACCCAAUUCCAACGUAAUGAAGCCCGUCGUGCCUUCCCCUCAUUCGAUGAACCCCGCUUCAGAGCCACCUUCGAUGUAACCCUUGUCCGCCACAAGAGCAUGAAGACUUACGCCAACACCCGCUUGGCCAGCAGUACCACUGAUGGUGAUUACGUUACCGAUCGUUAUAUGACCACACCCAAUAUGCCCACCUACAUCUUGGCCUUCAUUGUCUCGGAAUUCAAUGAACGUUUCAAUGGUGAAUUUGGUGUCAUCGCCCGUCCGGAAUUCUAUCAUCAAACUGAAUACGCUUUCGAUGUGGGUCAAUUGACUUUGAAGGCAUUCGAUGACUACUUCGAUUUGCCCUAUUACUCGUUGGGUAACGAUAAAAUGCAUAUGGCUGCCAUUCCUGAUUUCUCUGCUGGUGCUAUGGAAAAUUGGGGUCUCUUGACCUAUCGUGAACGUUCGUUGUUGUAUGAGCACGGUUCGACCACACUGAGUGCCCAACAAAGUAUUGCCGGUGUUGUUGCUCACGAACAAGCCCAUAUGUGGUUCGGUGAUUUGGUUACCUGUGAAUGGUGGAGUUAUACCUGGUUGAAUGAAGGUUUUGCCCGUUACUUCCAAUACUUUGGUACUAACUGGGUGGAGACCCACUAUCAAAUGGAUCAACAAUUCGUUGUCGAUCAAAUCCAAACUGUCAUGAACAUGGACUCGACCAACAGCACCAAUCCCAUGAGCGAUGAAAAUACAAAUACCAAUGAAGAAUUGGCCCGUAUGUUCAAUAGUAUUUCCUAUAACAAGGGUGGUACUUUCAUUCGUAUGGUCAGUCAUGUUAUGGGUGAGGAAAACUUCAAGCAGUCGCUGCGUGAAUAUUUGAAGGCACACAAAUUCACCAACACCGUUCCCAAUGAUCUGUUCACCGUCUGGAAGAAAUAUAUCCCAACUCAAUUCCAAACCUAUGCCGAUGGUCUCUUCAAGAGCUUCACCGAACAAGUUGGUUAUCCCGUGGUCACAUUCAACUUGACUUCAGCCAAUACUUUGGUCAUCAGCCAAAAACGUUUCUUGUUGAAGGAAAAUGAUGGUUCCGAUUCCAAAUUGUUGUACACCGUACCCAUCACCUACACAACCAAUGUUGAAAAUGAUUUCAAAACCACAACUCCCAAGUUGUUCAUUACCCCCACCCAAACUCAAACCACUGUCACUUUGCCCAGUAAUGUUAACUGGAUUGUUGGUAACAUUCAGGAAACCGGUUACUAUCGCGUCAACUAUGAUGUCAAGUCUUGGCAUGGUAUUCACCACGCCCUGCUCAGCAACAACUGGGGUGGUAUUCAUGAAUUGAAUCGUGCCCAAAUUGUCGAUGAUCUCUUCAAUUUGGCUCGUGCCAGUGUUAUCGAUUACGAUUUGGCCCUCGAUAUUUUGGCCUACUUGAAGACCGAAACCAACUACUUGCCCUGGACCGCUGCCUUCAAUGGCUACAGCUACUUGGCUAUCCGUUUGGGUGUUGACACCAAGGACUUUGCUGCCUACAUUCGUGACAUGACUUCCAAGGCCUACGACUUGUUGGGCUUCGAUGAAAAGAAAACCGAUACCUCUUUGGAUAUCUACAAUCGUGCCAAGAUUUUGUCCUGGUCUUGUAAAUAUGGCAAGACCGAAUGUAUCUCCAAGGCCCAGGAAUUGUUCAAAAAUUUGGAUGAAAAACCUGUGCCAGUUAACAUCCGUUCCGCUGUCUACUGUACUGCCAUGCGUGAAGGUACCGAGGCUGACUUCGAUAAAUUGUUCAACAAAUAUUUGACUGAAACCGUUGCCACUGAAGUCACCUUGAUCUUGAACAACUUGGGUUGUGUUAAGGAUUCCAAACUUGUUAAGAAAUACUACGACAUUAUUGUAUCGGAUAAGGUGCGUCGUCAAGAUAAAUCGGCUGCCCUCUCCAGUUUGUACAGUGAAAAUAAUGAAAAUGUUGAACCUGUUUUCGAUUUGGUUACUGCCGGUUAUGAAGCUUUGGCUGAAUCCAUGGGUGGCUAUUCCUCUGUUGCCACUGUCAUCUCCAACAUUGCCUCCCGUUUCACCACCACCCAACAAGAAGCCAAAUUGAAGAACUUCAAUAACCAAAACAAAUCGAAAUUCGGUACCUCGGCCCGUACCUUGGAAAAUGCCGAAAAGACUGUUGCCGAAAAUCUAUUGUGGGCCCAGAACAAAAUGGGUCCCUUCAAGCAACAUUUGCAAAACUACGGUAAGGGUGGCAGCGCCAGCUUGACUGGUUUCACUGCCCUGACCAUGGUCUUGUUUGCCGCUUUGGCACGUUUCUUGUGCUAA